Sungouiella intermedia is the source of this 2670-nucleotide messenger RNA. The record is from the annotation of a GenBank genome assembly. Lineage: Eukaryota; Fungi; Ascomycota; Pichiomycetes; Serinales; Metschnikowiaceae.
AUGUCUCUGUCGCCAAUCCGAAGCCUGGCCCAAGGCAAUGCGUCCAACUCACAGUCACAGUCGCAGUCUCAAACUCAGAAUCCGGUGCCGUCGUCCCCGCUUUUUUUCGCGUCGUCGUCGUCAAACCCGGGCUCCGAUAUCAACCCAUCAUCCAGAAAAGAUAUCUCGUCACCUCUUCACUACACGUCGUCGAGUCGCCACCAUCCUUCCGAUGGCUCAAGAGCUCGCUCCGAUAACCUCACAUCUGAUGUGGACAGAAUUGUCCGUAGACCCAUCCGGUCCGAUUUAAACGCCGAUGUUCUGUCGUCUCCAAUGAGAAGAAGAAUGUUUGAUGAAAGACAGGGCCACCAUCACUCGGGCCACCCAUCGCUGGACAGCUCGCAGAUUGGAUCAGAGAUUUUCGAUUCAGGAGAGCCUGUGCGUGUCAUUUGGGGUACCAAUGUGUCGAUUCAGGACUGUACCAAUGCGUUCCGGGACUUUUUGAUGCUGUUCAAGAUGAAGUACAGAAGAGCGUUGGAUAAUCAGCCAGUGGAGCCUGAGGACCUGGAGCUCUACUAUGUGGGCCAGUUGAAUGCCAUGAAGGACUUGGGAACAACCAACUUGAACUUGGAUGCUGCCAAUUUGUUGGCAUAUCCUGCCACCAAGAAGUUGUAUUACCAACUUAUCAACUACCCCCAGGAAGUCAUUCCUAUCAUGGAUCAGACCGUCAAAGACUGCUUGGUAUCUUUGUUCCUGGACCUGACUGCCGUCCCUGCGUCCAUCGACGACAUUGAAACUAACAUCUACACCAUUCGUCCUUACAAUCUUAACGCUGUACGUAAAGGCAUGCGUGAGUUGAACCCCAACGACAUCGACAAGCUCGUGAGCGUCAAGGGUCUUGUUUUGCGUGCUAGUGCUAUCAUCCCUGAUAUGAAAGUUGCUUUCUUCAAAUGUAAUGCUUGUGACCACACCAUUGCUGUUGAAAUUGACCGUGGUGUGAUCUCUGAGCCCACAAAAUGUCCCCGUCAAGUGUGUGGACAGGUGAACUCGAUGUCCUUAAUUCACAACAGAUCCUCGUUUGCUGAUAAGCAGGUGAUCAAGUUACAAGAGACACCAGACUUGGUUCCUGAUGGACAGACUCCUCACUCAGUCAACUUGUGUGUCUAUGACGAGUUGGUGGACACUUGCAGGGCAGGUGACCGUAUUGAGGUGUGUGGAAUCUUCAGAUCGUUGCCUGUGCGUGUCAAUGCCCGUCAAAGAGCCUUGAAGAACUUGUACAAGACGUAUCUCGAUGUUGUUCAUAUCAGCAAAAUUGACUCUAAGAAACUUGGUGUGGACGCCUCUACUUUACAGCAGCUGGCUACUGAAACUCAGGAAAUCGAUCAGAAGCGUCAGUUGAGUGCUGAUGACAUCGAGAAAGUCAAAGAAAUUUCUCAGAGAGACGAUUUGUAUGAGUUGUUGGCACGUUCCCUCGCUCCAUCCAUUUAUGAGAUGGAUGACGUUAAAAAGGGAAUUUUGCUUCAAUUGUUCGGAGGUGCCAAUAAACAGUUCCAAAAAGGUGGCCGUUACAGAGGUGAUAUCAACAUUUUGCUUUGUGGAGACCCAUCUACCUCAAAGUCUCAACUCUUACAAUAUGUUCACAAGAUCUCCCCCAGAGGUAUCUACACCUCCGGAAAAGGUUCUUCUGCAGUUGGUUUGACCGCAUAUAUCACUCGUGAUAUUGACACAAAGCAGCUUGUUUUGGAGUCUGGUGCAUUGGUGUUGUCUGAUGGAGGUGUUUGUUGUAUCGAUGAAUUUGACAAGAUGAGCGACGCCACAAGAUCCGUGUUGCACGAAGUUAUGGAACAGCAAACCAUUUCCAUUGCCAAAGCAGGUAUCAUUACUACUUUGAACGCACGUACUUCGAUUUUGGCGUCUGCCAACCCUAUCAACUCCCGUUACGACCCAAACUUGCCAGUUACUUCCAACAUCGACUUGCCUCCACCUUUGUUGUCUCGGUUCGAUCUUGUCUACUUGAUUUUGGAUAAGAUUGAUGAGUCUAUUGACCGUCACUUGGCUAGGCAUAUCACUGACAUGUACUUGGAAGAUGUGCCUGACUCUGUCUCCAACAGCGCUGUUUUGCCUGUUGAAACCUUGAGUACAUACAUCCAGUAUGCCAAGGAGAACAUAAAUCCAGUUAUCACUGCUGAGAGUAAGUCUGAGUUGGUUCGUGCGUACGUGGACAUGAGAAAGAUGGGAGAUGAGUCCAGAUCUAGUGAAAAGAGAAUCACAGCAACCACCAGACAGCUUGAAUCUAUGAUCCGGUUGGCCGAAGCACAUGCCAAGAUGAGAUUUAGUCAGUAUGUGGAGCUUGUUGAUGUUAAAGAGGCUGUUAGAUUGAUCAAAUCGGCCAUCAAGGAUUAUGCCACAGAUCCUCAAACGGGAAAGAUCGAUAUGGACAUGGUCCAAACAGGAACCACUACAGGCCAGAGAAGAAUGCAAGAAGACUUGACUCACCAGGUUCUUGAGCUCUUGGACGAUGUGACAUCCAUGAGAUUCGUGGACUUGAUUAAUAAGCUUAACGAGAAGCUGACUGUUCGUGUUGAGAACUUUGAGCUUAAUGAGUGUAUUCGUCGUUUGCAACAAGAAGGUAAGGUGGUCGAAUCAGGCGACAGUCAUCGCCGUACUAUCAGAAAGCUUCUGGGAAUCUAG